AGAAUCUCAUCACCCUUUAGAGGCAGUAGUGGUUGGCAGUUGCCAGCAGCUAUCUUAGCAUGACAGAGGGAGACAAAAUGUUUGACUCUGUGCUAUAUCAAAAUAUGCAUCAGGUAUAUCUACAGAAAGCUUUUUUCCUAAAUUGAGAAGCUUCCAUGAUCAGAGGAAUUACAGCUGGGGUUUUUUUGUGUUUUUUUUUUUUCUCUCUUCCAUGCAGGACAUGAUAGGUAGAAAAGAAUCCUGCACUUCAGGACAGAUACCAAUGACCAACCUAAGCUGCCUUGCCUACGUACUGGAAGACUGGAUUGUUGUGGAGUACCUGAAGAAAUACCUUUUUCAUGUGGUCAUCGUCUCACUGACAAUGAGUGCAAUAUUUGUUCUAUUUGUAGUUCCUGUAACAAUCCUCUUUUUCAUUUACCUUAGUAAUAUUUUGCUUUUAAUAUAUCGGAGGAACAGUGAGGUAAAAGCAGAUCCCUUAAGUGAUGUUUGGGAUAGUGCAAGGAAAACUAUAGCAAGCUUUUGGGAUAUAUAUGCAAGAAUAUGGCAUGGUUAUGAGCUUCAUGGUGUCGAAAACCUACCAGAAGGACCGGGCAUUCUUGUGUAUUACCACGGAGCUAUUCCUCUCGACUACCUUUACUUCUUGUCUAGGCUGUUUCUCUGGAAGAAAAGAAUUUGUCUGUCAGUAGCUGAUCAUUUUGUCUUUCGUUUACCAGGACUUAAAUUGUUAUUGGAAGUGACGGGUAUUAUGCCAGGCACAAGGGAGGAGUGUCUCGUUGCACUGAAGAACGGACAUUUGGUGUCCAUCUCACCAGGUGGAGUUAGAGAAGCACUAUUCAGCAAUGAAAGUUAUCAACUCAUGUGGGGAAAUCGGAAAGGCUUUGCUCAGGUUGCUCUAGAUGCAAAAGUGCCCAUCAUUCCAAUGUAUACCCAAAAUGUCCGGGAAGGAUAUAGGAUGUUUAAAGAAAGAAGAUUUUUUAGAGAAUUGUAUGAAAGUACUCGAUUGCCAUUUACUCCUCCGUACGGAGGACUUCCAGUUAAAUUUCGCACAUACAUUGGGGAGCCAAUCCCUUAUGAUCCAAAUAUAACUACAGAGGAAUUAGUUGAAAAGACAAAGACUGCUGUCCAGGCUCUCAUAAGCAAGCACCAAACAAUCCCAGGCAGCAUAUGGAAGGCUUUACUGGAGCGAUUUGAUAAACAUCAUAAAAGUGAUUAGAAAAGUGUUUAUUUCAUUGUUUUACAGGAUACACUAAAAAACAAUGUCCUAUGGCAAUGAUGACUAAUAAUUGGUGUUCAACCAGUUUAAUUUACAAGUUUCUACAGGUUCAACAGAAGAAAACAAUUAACCUCCUGAAGGUUCCCCUGUGUCUUUGAGGAUAUUUUGAAGUCAGACUGAAGAAGAAAGCUUAUGUAUAAGAGCAAUGCAACAGCCAAACACCCCAGAAGAAAAUAAUAUUGCCAGGAUUUGCCUGGUUCUUAAAACAUCUACAUACAUCUGAGAGCCUCAAAAGUUCUGUCUAGAUCUGUGUUUUUAUGUUUUGAGUGGUUCACGGUCUAGUCUCAGAGCAGAACCUCAGAGUCAGUGUUGUCCCACCAGAGUCCUCUGCUUGAUGGGCACCUCCCCUGUUGAACCCCAUGCACGACGGUGUCAGAAGAUAAACCGUCUCGCUUUAGCUAAUGAUGUACUGCUUAGACCAUUUUUCUAGAGAGACUAUACAAUAAGAAAUAAUCCUAUUAAAUUAGAUAUUAGACUCCUACAAACACAUCAAGUUAGUGGUUCAGUGCCCUGGAAAGUAGGAAUGCUACAUCCAAGACUUUGCUUGGACAGAAAAAAGAAGAGUCUCUCAAAGAGAGAGAAAAAGCUUUAGUUAAGUGUGGCACUAUGCAAAUACAUGCAGAAAGUAGUUUCAAGUCUGAACUGGUGCACUAUUCAAUACUGGUUCAGUGGAUGAGGCUGCCCCAGCUUGAGAAUCCCUGCAUCAUAGCGUGUUUGCAGUACGGAUGUGCUGUACUCACCUGGAUCUCCUGGGGAGCAGG
This is a messenger RNA of Phalacrocorax carbo (great cormorant), 2034 nucleotides long. NCBI's taxonomy places the organism in Eukaryota, Metazoa, Chordata, Aves, Suliformes, Phalacrocoracidae. The record is from RefSeq and is a predicted model, not a curated record.